CGCCCCUUGUUGUUGCAGCAUGAGAAUAUUGCACCAGCUUUGAGUAAUGUGAAGUGCCAUAGUUUCAACAUGACAGAUUUACAGCUGAAUGUUCAUGAAGGAAUUGCUCCACCAGGGAGUGAUGUUGCCAUGGUGACAGGAGACUAUGACUACUACCACUAUGGCUGUGAUGGGGUUGAUGACCGAGGUUGGGGCUGCGGCUAUAGGACCCUCCAGACGCUGUGUUCGUGGGUUCACAGACAGCCGAUGGGGGCAGGAGGAGCGACGUCACAUCCUGUACCAUCAAUUACAGACAUCCAGAAGGCUCUAGUGGCCAUGGAGGACAAGGGCCAAGCGUUCCUGGGAUCUCGAGACUGGAUCGGCAGUGUCGAAGUGGCACUCUGUGUCGACUUCUUCUUCCAGGUAAGUGUACUGGUACUCUCUGCUCUCUGGAUUCUAGGAAACAGUAGGUCCUAGCAUCCAGUAUCCUGG
Messenger RNA from Haliotis rufescens (red abalone), 471 nucleotides. Its product is annotated as ufm1-specific protease 1-like. The record is from RefSeq and is a predicted model, not a curated record. The transcript is spliced from 3 exons. Lineage: Eukaryota; Metazoa; Mollusca; Gastropoda; Lepetellida; Haliotidae. The coding region runs from base 70 to 456 and encodes 128 amino acids.